Penicillium oxalicum is the source of this 2010-nucleotide messenger RNA. Its product is annotated as ESCRT-0 subunit protein HSE1. The coding region runs from base 1 to 2010 and encodes 669 amino acids. Gene Ontology annotation, molecular function: phosphatidylinositol binding; ubiquitin binding. Gene Ontology annotation, cellular component: ESCRT-0 complex. The record is from RefSeq and is a predicted model, not a curated record. Gene Ontology annotation, biological process: protein transport to vacuole involved in ubiquitin-dependent protein catabolic process via the multivesicular body sorting pathway. NCBI's taxonomy places the organism in Eukaryota, Fungi, Ascomycota, Eurotiomycetes, Eurotiales, Aspergillaceae. The transcript has 7 exons.
AUGUUUCGCGCCCCGCAGAAUUCUUUUGAUGAUGCCGUCGCCAAGGCGACGGACGAGAAUUUGACUUCGGAGAAUUGGGAAUACAUCCUGGACGUUUGUGACAAAGUGUCUGCGGAAGAGACUGGAGCGAAGGAUGCCGUCGCGGCAUUGAUCAAGCGGCUGGCGCAUCGGAACGCCAAUGUGCAGCUUUAUACUCUGGAGCUCGCAAACUCGCUGUCACAAAAUUGCGGUCCCAAGAUCCACCGCGAGCUGGCCUCGAGAAGCUUCACCGAUGCGCUUUUGCGCUUGGCAGCUGAUCGCAACACCCAUCAGCAGGUGAAAUCGAAAAUCUUGGAGCGCAUGCAAGAAUGGACGGAAAUGUUCUCCUCAAAUCCAGAUUUUGGUAUUAUGGAGCAGGCGUACAUGAAGCUCAAGACUCAAAGUCAGUUUUCUCUGCAAUACUUUGCACGCGCAAGCGGCUUUUUGACCAAUAUCUCUCAAACAGACCCAAACCUUCAACCUCCGUCGAAACCCGUCAAGAGCGCCAUGACCGAUAUCGACAGACAGAAGGAAGAGGAGGAGCUGCAGAUGGCCUUGGCCCUUUCUAUCAAAGACAAACCAUCAGCGACAUCAGCCCAAGCUGAAUCUUCGUCCUCGGCGGCAGUAAACUCUCCCUCCGUCGCUACUCCGGCCGCGACCAAUGUGACAGACGCUGCUGUUUCUCAACCAGUACCCUCCGGCACUUCCGCCGCUACUGUAUCGCGAGUCAGGGCAUUGUUCGAUUUCCAGCCUUCUGAGCCUGGUGAGCUCCAGUUCCGAAAAGGCGACAUCAUCGCAGUCCUCGAAUCGGUUUACAAGGACUGGUGGAAGGGGUCUCUUCGCGGACAAACCGGCAUUUUCCCUCUGAACUAUGUCGAGAAGCUCCCCGAUCCCACUGUGGAUGAACUGCAGCGCGAGGCUCACAUGGAAGCCGAGGUAUUUGGUCAGAUCAAGAACGUGGAGAAGCUUCUCACGUUGUUGAGCACACGAAGCUCGGAUCUGAAUGUCCAGGAAAAUGAGGAGAUUACCACGCUUUACCACUCCACUCUAGCCAUUCGACCUAAGCUGAUUGAGCUCAUCGGGAAGUACUCUCAGAAGAAAGACGAAUUUACGCAAUUGAACGAGAAGUUCAUUAAAGCUCGUCGCGACUACGAAUCGCUCCUGGAAGCCUCGAUGGCUCACCCACCCCAAUCCCAGUACGGGCGUCCUUCUCAGCCACCAUAUGGCUAUCCCGGUGCGGCUCCAGCUGGUUAUCUUUCGGGCGCCCCUCAUGGAGGCCCUCAACCGGACCAGCGUUUCUUCACUCCUCGGCCACAAGGUCAGUCACAACUCAGCCCGGUUCACUAUGGGCAAUUACUGAUGGAACAUCCAGACUCUCAACCCCCCCAGCCGCCACCAAACGCAUUUUAUGGUGCAGAGCAGUCCAUGCCCUAUCGACCGGCAUCUCAGUCUCCGGACCCGCGUGCCCAAUUCGCUGGUACUGCUCAACCUGAACCGUAUCAGCCAGUUCAUCAUCGUCCUCAGUCCACAUAUGACUCCCCACAAGAACUCGGUACAUCGAUCUACGACUCGCCCGUUGAGCCUUCAGGGUCUGCCAACCAGCGCCCAUCUUUCUCAGGGCCCGGUCCAGCUCCUCCAACUGGCCACCAACAAUUCCAGCAACAGCCACCGCCCCAAGAAUACAAUUCUACAGGGUAUCCGCCUGAGGACCCAGCACAGCCAGCAUCUACACCCGGAAUGAACCCACAAGCGCAGCACCAGUAUUCGGCUCCACCGCACCAGAGCCAGCAAGCUCCUUAUCCAAGCUCCCCAUCGCACCAACAAGCGCCGCCCUCUCACCAGCCGCCCCCCAUCCCUGGUUCUACGCCUCAGCCUACUCAAUAUGCUGCUUUUAACCCAGCACCGUCAGCUCCGCCAUCUGGAGAGUACCAGGCUUACCAGCCUUCGCAGCCUGGCGCGCCUGUCUCGAACCCUGCUUCCUUCUACCGUUAA